Homalodisca vitripennis (glassy-winged sharpshooter) is the source of this 1005-nucleotide messenger RNA. Its product is annotated as adhesive plaque matrix protein-like. Lineage: Eukaryota; Metazoa; Arthropoda; Insecta; Hemiptera; Cicadellidae. The transcript is spliced from 2 exons. Bases 1 to 1005 code for a protein of 334 amino acids. The record is from RefSeq and is a predicted model, not a curated record.
AUGGAGUUCUACGACUUAAACUGUGUGAGACCAUUUGGCUUUCCAGAUGACUUCGCAGUGGCAGCCGAAGAUAAACCUGUCAUUUUCAAGGCUUUUACAUCCUACUCACUUACCUACUACAUCCUACUCACCUACCUACUACAUCCUACUCACCUACCUACUACAUCCUACUCACCUACCUACUACGUCCUGCUCACCUACCUACUACUACAUCCUACUCACCUACCUAUUACAUCCUGCUCACCUACCUACUACAUCCUACUCACCUACCUACUACAUCCUGCUCACCUACCUACUGCAUCCUGCUCACCUACCUACUACAUCCUGCUCACCUACCUACUACAUCCUACUCACCUACCUACUACAUCCUACUCACCUACCUACUACAUCCUACUCACCUACCUACUACAUCUCCUACCUACUCACCUACCUACUACAUCCUACUCACCUACCUACUACAUCCUACUCACCUACCUACUACAUCCUACUCACCUACCUACUACAUCCUACUCACCUACCUACUACAUCCUGCUCACCUACCUACUACAACCUACUCACCUACCUACUACAUCCUGCUCACCUACCUACUACAUCCUACUCACCUACCUACUACAUCCUACUCACCUACCUACUACAUCCUACUCACCUACCUACUACAUCCUGCUCACCUACCUACUACAUCCUGCUCACCUACCUACUACAUCCUGCUCACCUACCUACUACAACCUACUCACCUACCUACUACAUCCUGCUCACCUACCUACUACAACCUACUCACCUACCUACUACAUCCUGCUCACCUACCUACUACAUCCUACUCACCUACCUACUACAUCCUACUCACCUACCUACUACAUCCUACUCACCUACCUACUACAUCCUACUCACCUACCUACUACAUCCUACUCACCUACCUACUACAUCCUACUCACCUACCUACUACAUCCUACUCACCUACCUACUACAUCCUACUCACCUACCUACUACAUCCUACGAUACAUCUAA